Messenger RNA from Linum trigynum, 420 nucleotides. NCBI's taxonomy places the organism in Eukaryota, Viridiplantae, Streptophyta, Magnoliopsida, Malpighiales, Linaceae. The record is from the annotation of a GenBank genome assembly.
AUGAAUGGCAAAGUUGUGAGCUGUAGCAGUGGGGAAGAAACGGAUGGAAAUGAAGAAGACAGUAGCAAUGGGUCGAUAGGAAUGGUGCUUCUCAGCACUGCUGUCGCGGUUUGUGGCUCUUUCGAGUUUGGCUCUUGUCUAAUUGGUUACUCUGCACCUGUUCAGUCUGCAAUUAGUGAAGAUCUCAACCUGUCUUUGCUUGAGUACUCCAUGUUCGGCUCGAUACUGACAAUUGGAGCCAUGCUUGGAGCUGUAACCAACGGCAGAACUGCAGACUUCAUCGGCCGAAAAGGCGCAAUGAGGAUGUCUGCUAUGCUCUGCAUAAUGGGAUGGCGGCGGAGACGAUCACGUCAUGGCCACGGUGGCGUAGAUGGCGGAGUGCUAGCUAGUAGUCUUGCAAUGGAAGUGAUGAUGAACUGA